AAGCUUCACCCGCCAGUAGUCACUGACUCGCCAUAGAAUCACACGCAUUGCCGAGUGCACUCUAAAAAUACCGCCGCGAACCCGGCAUGUUAAAACGAACAAAAUAAACCAGACUUUUCAAUGACAAUAAGUAUGAAAAUCCAAAAGUGAUUGAACCAAAACAAUUUUAAAAUACCAAGUCAGUUAGUUCUAGAUUCUUUUUUGAUUUUCAAGUUAGUAUUAUAGUGAAUUCGCGGUAUUCUUGCUGUGUCCUAUUGUUUUGUGAAUGAACCAAUGUUGUACCUAUGAAAGGAUGUUAUCAUUACUGCACAUGGUACUAGGAAAUUGUAUUUUCUAAAUUUCAUGGGAUUUAAGAGCUGGUGUUCAGUUCGUGUGUGAUGGUGCGCAUGCUCUCAGUGCUGCUGCUGGCGGUAGCACUGUGCGGCGCCGCCACCACACUCGACUCCGAGCUCGGGCUUGGCAAGGCGAUCAAUAUAUUUAUGAGGUAUGGCUACCUCAGCAUCUGCAUGCGGGUGGUGCCCCGGAACGACACCGAAGGCUGGGUCUUCAGAGAGCCAACAGUCUCCGUCUUCCGCGAGGUGGAACAGUUCUCCAUCGCUCCAACACCCAGGCACGCGAAGACACUGUUCGACGGAGACUUCCAUAUGGAGUUCUGCGAUAACCUGAAGCAGCUGCUCCAAGCUUACUUUAGGGAUUUUACUUUUGAAAGACUGGAGCGACCAUGGCGCGCGUUCACCGCCGGCUGGCCGACGGACAUCAUGGCGCGGAACCUCGGCAUCAACUCCUCCUUCAUCAAUGGAGACCACUGCUACGUGCUCGUCAGGGUUUCCAGAUUCCGCGAGACAGCAAAACUAAGCGAUCUUCCCGGGAACAUAGCGGUUGAGGACGUAGUAUACGAUGCUAUCCAGGAGGCGGCGAUAGGCGACACGGCGUCCAUAGCCGACUUCAUCAGAAAGUAUGGCUCGCACUACAUCGCGUCCUAUAUCACUGGGAACUCGCUGUAUCAGGUAUUUGUGUUCUCUCGCGGCGUGUACUCCCGUAUCAAGGAGCGUGUGAAAUCCCGUGGUAUCUCUGACAUACCUGUGGCAGAGAUGAACAACUUCUUCUCGCCGCUCUUCGCAGAACACGUGGGCGCUGUCAAGGUGUUUGUGUUCUCUAGAACGGCAUACUCUAUGAUCAAAGAGAGGUUAAAGAGUAAAGGAGUAGCUGAUAUAACUGCUAAGGAGCUGGAAGGCUACUUCUCGCCGUGGCAUGCAAAACAUAUUGGCCAGAUCAAGGUGGCCAGUGGCAACAAAACAGUGGAAAACUGGGCGACCAAACGCCUAAGGGUCCAUUACUACAUUUUCUCCUACCCAAGUUUACUAAAGCUCCAUGGAGAACCAUCGCUCCUAAGAAGUCUAGACACGCUACUAGGAAAUGAAGCCUUAUUGCAAUUAGAAUUAAAAACAUUAUCCCCUGCAUUCAAAGACGUCAAGAAAAAGAAAUGGUUCGAAGAAGUCAUAGACAAUUAUUUAAAACUUUGGGAAAGUAACAUGUGACGUAGUUUAGUUAAUUAUCUAGUUUAAUAGUUAUUUUUGUGACGUAACUUAAAACAAGAUCUAUUAAGUUGCAGAAUACUAACAUUAGCCGGUCUUUGUUCACAAAUAAGAUACGGCCUAAGUUAGAAUUAUCACAUUGAAACAAUGCAUAAAAGUGGCUUGUAGCAACUUUUUGAAUACAACGAACAUAUUUAUUUUAUUGUGGAUUUUGAAUAAAAAAUAUAGUUAGUAAGUACAAUAAAAUGGAAAUGAAUCUAUGACAGAGUGACUAAUUAAUGUUUUAAAUAUAAAUUGUAGUGGAAAUAACAAAAUAAUGAUUAAUGAGUGAAAUGAAUCUAGAUACGAAUGAUUUUGCAUCGGUAGUUAUAUUUUUGUACAUACCUAAAUAGUUCAUUUUAAAUUACAAAGUGCCUUAUAUUCUUCAAAACUCAAAUUGUUAUUUAUCAAGGCAAUUUUCAUAUAAUACUUUUUUUAAUUUUAAUAUUACAAUUGCGCCAGAAGUCAAAAAACAUAUCCUUAUUUUAUCACAUUUUGAAACAUAUAGUGUGUGCAUUUAUUAAGUCGCUAGUACACAAAACGACCGACAGAGGCGCUACUGUCGAAUCUACUUUACAACAUUUUAUGCUCUUAUUGAAAUCAUCAGAAAAGACUUGAAUUGAAUUCUGUCCAUUAUGAUAUUAAGCUUAAUUUUAAAUGACAAUAAAAUAUAGUUGUAAUGUGCAAUAAUGGGUGUCGCCAAAAGCGGGAUCAAACACUAUAUGCAUUUAGUUUCGAAUAAGUAGUUAAUUUAUAAGUUAAGAACAUUAAGGUGGUGUAAAUAUUCUUAUUUUGAUAAAAAUAAAGUUAUUUUGUGACUGAA
Molecule: messenger RNA, 2397 nt
Organism: Helicoverpa armigera (cotton bollworm)
Lineage: Eukaryota; Metazoa; Arthropoda; Insecta; Lepidoptera; Noctuidae
Gene: tsl
Product: torso-like protein
Exons: 8
Coding region: 378-1538 (386 amino acids)
Source: RefSeq, a predicted model, not a curated record